GGGGGUGGGGCUGAGGGGGCGGGCCUGGACGUGGGGAGUGAAAGCGAAAGCCCAGGCGGCGAACAGGGAGACCGGAGACCUAGCAGCAACUGGAGCAACAUGGCCAAGCCUUGUGGGGUGCGCCUGAGCGGGGAAGCCCGCAAACAGGUGGAUGUCUUCAGGCAAAAUCUUUUCCAGGAGGCUGAGGAAUUCCUCUACAGAUUCUUACCUCAGAAAAUCAUAUACCUGAAUCAGCUCUUGCAAGAGGACUCCCUCAACGUGACUGACAUGACUUCUCUCCGGGCCUCGCUGGACAUCCCCAUCCCAGACCCUCCACCCAAGGAUGAUGAGAUGGAAACGGAUAAGCAAGAGAAGAAAGAAGUCCCUAAGUGCGGCUUUCUCCCUGGGAAUGAGAAGGUCCUGGCCUUGCUUGCCCUGGUUAAGCCAGAAGUCUGGACUCUCAAAGAAAAAUGCAUUCUGGUGAUCACAUGGAUCCAGCACCUCAUCCCCAAAAUUGAGGAUGGAAAUGACUUUGGGGUGGCAAUCCAGGAAAAGGUGCUGGAGAGGGUAAAUGCAGUCAAGACCAAAGUGGAAGCCUUCCAGACAACCAUUUCCAAGUACUUCUCAGAACGUGGGGAUGCUGUGGCCAAGGCCUCUAAGGAGACCCAUGUAAUGGAUUACCGGGCCCUGGUGCACGAGCGAGACGAGGCAGCCUAUGGAGAGCUCAGGGCCAUGGUGCUGGACCUCAGGGCCUUCUAUGCUGAGCUUUACCAUAUUAUAAGCAGCAACCUGGAGAAAAUUGUCAACCCAAAGGGUGAAGAGAAGCCAUCUAUGUACUGAGCCCAGGGUUAGAAGGGAAAUAAAUGACCUAUACUUUGUGUGGAUAACCUCUGGUGUGUGUCAUUCAUUCAAAGACAUUUACUGAGUGUCGCCUAUAUCCAGACACUAAAUGCGAAUGAAUGUGGUGAUGAGAAAGGGAGGGGUGCCAGGAAGACGAAGAUGAAUUAAAGGUGCAUCCUGUUCUUAGGAAGUCAUCCUAAAGAACAGGGUGGGAACUGUUACAUGCCAUGACAGCCAUGAAAAUAACCUGUAUUGGGGAAUUUCACAAGAUUAUUUCCAUCUGGAGGUGUCAUGAGUGCUUCCUGGAAGAGAUGGCAUCUGGGCAGAGCCCUUAUAGGAAUAAUCAGGCUUUGGAGAGACUGGGGGAAAGCUCUGAGGCUGAGGUCAGGGAAUGAAGAAAGGCACAACCCUUUCUUCAGCUCAGAGCACACCUGGAGGGAGAAUGAGAUUUCACUGGGAAAAUUAUGGGUAAAUGGUUGGACUCCUUCUCAAGGGCUGGGAGGGGCAAAAACGCUUCCAAGGCAUUAAGGCGAAGGAAAUUAUACUACAGGACAUUAUGGGAAGGAUGGUUCAAUAAAAUUCUUUUUGACCUUUACCCUCCUCCUUCAGCCAAUGCCGUCUUUGUUUCUGCAGUCAUUACAUUGAGGAAAGGAAGGGCCAGAUAACCUGCAGUUGCAAAAGUGACACGGCUUAUUAGUAAGUGACAAAGCCGCUCUAGAGUACCAAUCCACUCAUUCCAUCGUUGGAGCCAAGCUGUCCGCUACGUACCGACAUUCGAAGCUCCGCGUUUCGGGGAGACACCAGAUGAGGGGCGCGGGCACGACCCAGGUGGCACAGCGGGGCCUGUAGGGGCGGGAGGCAGAGGUAACAGACGCAGCCAUCUUGCAAUCAAGAGCCGAAGUGGGGUAGCCUAGCCAAUCAGCGUGCGGGUAGCUCUCUACAGUCAAAGGCGGGACAAUGUUGGAUGCUGAUUUGGCAAAACGAGACUCUCUAAGCCUAUCAAAGAGCACCACGUGGGCGGGACUCCAGAAGCCGGUCCGACUUGGAGCUCUGGUUAUGUGUCCCCAAGGCAGGCGCAGCUCUGCUGCCGCCGCUUGGGGGCGGGGGAGGCGGAGCUCUGUGCUGCAACAUGCAAUCCCGGCCGCCUGCAUUCCGGGCCGGGUGGGGGCCGGGGGCCGGGCGCCGGGCUGAGGUCUGCCGGAGCCGGCGGGCUGCCUUCGAGUCAAGUCAGCGUCACCGUCGAACCUAACCACCUGGCCCUGUCUGUCAUGCUGGAGGUCGCCCUCAACCAGGUGCCGCCGCUGGACGCCCACCGACCACCGCGAAACCCCCCAACACCCCUAGCCCAAGGCCAACCCUGGCCUCUUGGCAGUAGUGCGCACCCAUAGGGCGGGCGGCACGAUUUAGUUACUGACGGCGCUUUCCCAUGGCAGGUGGAUGUGUGGGGCGCGCAGGCCGGGCUGGUAGUGGCAGGGUACUACCAUGCCAAUGCAGCUUUGGACGACCAGAGAGUGAUGUGGAGGGACUGGGAACAGUCACGGCAGAUGGUGGGAGCACUACUAGCAGGCCGGGCCCACCAGCACCUUGUGGACUUUGACUGCCACCUUGACGACAUCCGGGAGGAUUGGACCAACCAGCAGCUCAACGCCCAAAUCACCCAGUGGGUUGGUCCCACAAAUGGAAAUACCUGAGCCAGGGCCAGAGGGGAGGCUCAGGAUCCAAUAAAGAGACUUGGGCUGUU
Orcinus orca (killer whale) is the source of this 2560-nucleotide messenger RNA. RefSeq names its product proteasome activator subunit 2 (gene PSME2). Gene Ontology annotation, biological process: regulation of proteasomal protein catabolic process; regulation of G1/S transition of mitotic cell cycle; positive regulation of endopeptidase activity. Bases 100 to 819 code for a protein of 239 amino acids. Gene Ontology annotation, molecular function: endopeptidase activator activity. The record is from RefSeq and is a predicted model, not a curated record. Lineage: Eukaryota; Metazoa; Chordata; Mammalia; Artiodactyla; Delphinidae. The transcript has 13 exons. Gene Ontology annotation, cellular component: nucleoplasm; cytoplasm; proteasome activator complex.